Messenger RNA from Penaeus indicus, 2341 nucleotides. Its product is annotated as sterol carrier protein 2-like. The transcript has 11 exons. Bases 83 to 1717 code for a protein of 544 amino acids. Lineage: Eukaryota; Metazoa; Arthropoda; Malacostraca; Decapoda; Penaeidae. Gene Ontology annotation, molecular function: acyltransferase activity, transferring groups other than amino-acyl groups. The record is from RefSeq and is a predicted model, not a curated record.
ACACAAACACCCAGCGACCCAGGCGAGGAGAGGCGGCGAAGAGAGGCACUCGGCCAGGGCACUGCGAGGAGGCACUCUCACCAUGGCACAGGUUCUUACCAAAGUACCCAAGAUGACCAACAGGCGCGUUUUCGUCGUUGGAGUUGGAAUGACGAAGUUUGAGAAACCUGGUCGACGAGAGGACUUUGGUUACCCUCAGAUGGUAAAAGAAUCUGUGGGCAAAGCCCUGGCUGAUGCAAAACUCAGCUAUGAUAAGGUCCAGCAAGCUACCAUUGGAUAUGUUUAUGGUGAUUCAACCUGUGGUCAGCGUGCCUUGUAUGAGGUUGGCAUGACAGGCAUACCAAUGUAUAAUGUCAACAACAACUGUUCAACUGGGUCCACGGCUCUUUUGCUGGCAAAGAACAUCAUUGCAGGCGGCCAGGCUGAUUGUGUUCUGGCUGUUGGCUUUGAGAAGAUGGAGAGAGGAUCUCUGAAAGCUAAGUAUACAGACCGGGAAAAUCCCAUCGAAAAGCAUGUGUAUAGCUUAGCCAAUGUAGCAGAACUUGAGAGUGCUCCAAUGGCGCCACAGCUGUUCGGUAAUGCAGGAAAAGAGCACAUGGCAAAGUAUGGCACCACACCCCUGCACCUGGCCAAGAUUGCUUAUAAAAAUCAUCUCCAUUCUACUAAUAACCCUUACUCACAGUUCCAAGAAGAAUAUACCUUGGAUCAAAUCCAAUCAUCCCCCAUGGUGACUUGCCACCUCACCAAGCUCCAGUGCUGCCCAACCUCUGAUGGAUCUGGUGCUGCUAUUCUAGCUUCUGAAGACUUUGUAGUAUCCCAUGGACUUCAGAAUCAGGCAAUUGAGAUCCUGGCAAUGGAGAUGGCAACAGAUCUACCAUCAACCUUUGAGGAGGAAAGCCCCAUGAAAAUUGUUGGUUUUGACAUGACAAGAACAGCAGCCCAAAAGGUUUUUAGUAUUGCAGGAGAAUCACCAGCAAAUGUUGAUGUGGUUGAACUUCAUGAUUGCUUCUCUGCCAAUGAACUUAUUACUUAUGAAGCUCUUGGCUUGUGUGGGGAAGGUGAGGCUGGAAAGAUGAUUGAUGCUGGUGACAACACAUAUGGUGGAAAGUACGUCAUUAAUCCAUCUGGUGGACUUAUCUCAAAGGGCCACCCUCUAGGUGCCACAGGCCUUGCGCAGUGUGCCGAGUUGUGUUGGCAGCUGCGUGGUGAAGCGGGCAAACGUCAAGUGCCUGGGGCAAAAUUAGCUCUUCAGCAUAACAUUGGUCUCGGAGGAGCAGCGGUUGUAGCACUCUACAGGAUGGGCUUCAGAGGCAAUGAAAGGGGGAUUGUGGCAGCAGCUACAUCAGCUGGAGAGGAGUUUAAAAGUGCAAACAUCUUUAAUGCCAUUGAAGUUGCACUUUCUGAAGACGGACCCAAGCUCGUUAACAAGGUAAAGGGUGUGUACUGCUUCCAAGUCAAGGGAGGUCCUGACGGCAAAGAAGCCAAGUGGAUUGUGGACGCCAAGAAUGGGUCAGGUUCAGUUACUUUCAAUGGUGCAGCCAAGCCAGAUGUGACAAUCACCAUGAAUGACAAUGACCUUGUUGAUCUGAUGGAAGGGAAGCUGAACCCACAGAAGGCCUUCUUCCAAGGAAAGUUGAAGAUUAAGGGAAACAUGGGCUUAGCCAUGAAGCUACAAGAAUUCCAAAAAGAUACCAAACAGCUCAAGGCCAAGCUCUAGGGUUUGAAUGCCCUUUCUUUCCACCUUCCCCUUUUCUUCCCCUUUCUUUUCUUCUUUCUGUGUCUCAUUCUCCUCAUCCUUUUCCUUUUCUCUUUCCCCCUUCAUCCUUUAAAUUCAUUUUUAAUGCUUCUACAUUUGGAAUAUCCUCCUCCUCUUUGGCAUUAUUAUGCAUCUAUAACACUUGUAAGAAGACAAGAAAUACCAUCAAUUUUUUUUAUCAUAUAACAAGGGAUGUUGGUAAAAGAAAAGCUACUUGGAUGCAAUAUCAGUGUUUUAUGUCUCCAUUUUUUUUAAAUGUUAUAAAUAGAUUUAUAGCAGUCCUGUGGAGUCAAAUCAGAGUGUAAUUAGAUUGACUUGAUAAAUGUUUCAAGGACUGGCCCGGGCACUUGACGUUAAAAAGAGCUUUGACAUUUUGGAUAUAACACAGAUUUAAUUGCAUCCUAGAAAUGUCCAACUUUUGAAAGAACUAUCCACCAAAGAAACAGGAAGCAGGGAUAUGGCUGGUGAUUAACUGCAAAUGAGCCAAAAUCCUAUGCAUAAUAAUGUCUGAGCACCAUAAUAGACACAAAUUAUCAGUUCCACAGUGUAUAUGCAUUGAAGAAUAAAAUAAUUACGAGAAUUUCA